CCCACACACACGCACGUACACACACACGCAUACACACUUAUUGGCUUGCACACAGCACGAAAGGUUCAGCCAGUGAUUGUUUUUUUUUUGUCCAAGCUGCAUAAAGCUCCCAAGAAAGCAAGUCCACAGUACACGCCAUGAUGAACGAGGCCAAUAAAGACGCACUCAGGGGUGUCAACAAAAAGCCCGGCCUGCAGAUAUGGACCAUAAACAAGCUGCAGAUGGUGCCCGUGCCGGCCAGAAACUUCGGCAACUUCUUUGAGGGCGAUUGUUACAUAGUUCUGCAUAUGAGUCAGAAGACGGGCUCGGCCGACAUCCACUACUGGAUCGGGAACACUUCGUCGCAGGACGAGCAGGGAGCGGCGGCCAUCUACGUCACCCAGCUGGACGAGCACCUGGGCGGCGCGCCCGUGCAGCACAGGGAGGUGCAGGGCCACGAGUCGGUCCGCUUCAGGGGCUACUUCAAAAACGGGAUCAUCUACAAAAAGGGGGGCGCGGCCUCCGGUUUCAACCAGGUGGAAACCAACGCCUACGACGUCCGGCGGCUGUUGCACGUCAAAGGGCGGAAGCACGUCACGGCCUCCGAGGUGGAGGUGUCAUGGAGGAGUUUCAACACCGGCGACAUUUUCCUUCUGGACCUGGGCAAUGUCAUCCUUCAAUGGAACGGAGAAAAGAGCAACAGAAGGGAGAAGCUCAAGGCCACCUUGCUGGCUCAGGAGAUCCGGGACCGGGAAAGAGGCGGCCGGGCUCAGAUCGGCGUGGUGGAGGGCGGGGACGAGCGCGAUUCCCCUGAGCUGAUGAAGACCAUGACGGAGGCGCUGGGCCAAAGGAGCGGCGCCGUCAAGGCCGCCGUCCCCGACGACGACUCCCGCAAGCCGCACAACAACGACAACGUCAGGCUCUACCAUGUUUAUGACGUCAGCGGGAAUCUGGUGGUUCAAGAAGUGGCCACGCAGCCGUUGACCCAAGACCUGCUUCGAUCCUCUGACUGCUACAUCUUGGACCACGGCGGCUCCAGCGUGAUGGUCUGGAAAGGAAAACGGGCCUCCAAGGCGGAGCGGCAGGGCGCCCUGAACCGGGCGGUGGGUUACAUCAAGGCCAAGAACUACCCGACCAGCACCGGCGUGGAGGUGAUGAGCGAGGGCGGAGAGUCGGCCAUGUUCAAGCACCUGUUCAAGGAGUGGAGGGACAAGGAUCAGACGCAGGGACUGGGAGCCACCCACGGCGUGGGCAAGAUAGCAAAGGUCGACCAGGUGAAGUUCGACGUCAUGGAGCUCCACGCUCGUCCCCAGCUGGCGGCGCAGCAGCGCAUGGUGGACGACGGCUCGGGGGAAGUCAAGGUGUGGCGGAUCGAGAAUUUGGAGCUGGCGGAGGUCAACCCGAGAACCUACGGGCAGUUCUACGGCGGCGACUGCUACUUGGUGCUGUACACGUACCGGGUGUCGAACAGGGAGCAGCACAUCCUCUACAUGUGGCAGGGGCGCCGCGCCACCAGCGACGAGGUGACGGCCUGCGCCUACCAGGCCGUGCGCGUGGACGCCGAGUACGGCGGAGCGCCGGUGCAGGUGCGGGUGCUCAUGGGGAAGGAGCCCCGCCAUUUCCUGGCCAUCUUCAAAGGCAAACUAAUCAUCUUUGAGGGGGGCACCGGUCGACCCGACGUGGUCAACCCCGUGGGCGGGGCGAGGCUGUUCCAGGUUCGAGGGACCAACGAGCUGAACACCAAAGCCACGGAAGUGCAGGCCAGGGCGUCGUCCCUCAACAGCAACGACGUCUUCCUCCUCAGGACCGACCACUCGUGCUACCUGUGGUACGGAAAGGGCUGCAACGGGGACGAGAGGGUGAUGGGGAAAGCCAUUUCCGACGUGCUAUCGAAGCAGGACAAGCAGGUGGCGAUGGAGGGUCAGGAGCCUGCUGAAUUCUGGGUAGCUCUCGGAGGGAAGGCCCCCUACGCCAGCGACAAGAGCCUCCAGAGGGAGGAGCCUCUUCACAGCCCCCGCCUGUUCGAAUGCUCCAACCAGACGGGUCGGUUUCGGAUGAGCGAAGUGGACGACUUUGCGCAGAGCGACCUGGAUGAGGAGGACGUCAUGCUGCUGGACACCUGGGAGGAGAUAUUCCUGUGGCUGGGGAUCUCCGCCAACGAGUACGAGACCAAGGAGGCGUGGAACUGCGCCCGCGAGUACCUCCGCACCCACCCGGCGGGCCGCGACGCCGACACGCCCGUAGUCGCCGUCAAGCAGGGCUUCGAGCCCCCCACGUUCACCGGCUGGUUUCACGCGUGGGACCCCCACAAGUGGAGCGCGGGGAAGUCGUAUGAGCAGAUGAAGAAGGAGCUGAACAGCGACAUGUCGCUGUCACAGAUCAAUGUUAACCUGAACAAGACCACUUUGAAUUCGGGCGGGGGUGGCUACCAGGCUCCCGGAGGGCCCAUGAGCCCCCCACCUCCGUUCUAUAGGAGCCAUUUAAGUGACUUGCCCCCCCACGCCACCAGCCCGACUACACCCCACCCGUCCUUCGCCGCCCCCGGGAAGCGCGUGGCCCCCGAGCUCCUCAUCAACAAGCCCGCCUCGGAGCUUCCUCCUGGCGUGGACCCCUGCCACAAAGAGAACUUCCUGUCGGAUGACGACUUCGAGCGGCUGCUCGGGAUGGGCCGCGUUGAAUUCCAGCGCCUGGCGGUGUGGCGGCAGAACGAGCUGAAGAAGAAGGCGGGGCUAUUUUAACGCUGGUUCAAAGCAUAAAUACGCCACAAAUGAAUGAUGACUCAUGAAAACAAUUUCAGACUCGUAAAAAGUAGAUUAUUAUAAUUAUUUCAUAUAAAUUCACCGGAAGUGCGCAGGUGGACGCACGCGUGGCAACCGAUCUCUGUAAUCUCCACUAACAACCCAGGCGCAAAUUAGCAUUAGCAUUAGCUUUGUCUCUCAGUUGAGAAUCAUCACCUCAAAAUACUUCAUUGACACCAAUUACUGUACUACUUUCCUGACUUUGGUGGCAUCUUGGAGCAAGAACACAAAAUAAUUUCCACAGAAAAUAACAUAAAAAGAUGAAGUUAUGAAUAGCAAAUAGUGAUUUUAAAAUAGUGCACAGGCACAGAUUCACCAUAUUUCAUUUUUAUUUAUUCAUUUACCUCGUGAAACAGUUCAGUGAUGCAUUGUAAAUGAUCAAAUAAAAAUGGUAAGGUAUUUGUAAUUACAUCAAGUUAAUCAUAAACCUAUUUGACAAUUUUUAUCAUUAAAAUAAGCUAUUUUACAAUUUUUGUACCUCAUUGAUGGUCUCCCUUUAAAAUCCAAAUAUGGCCCUUGGUUGCAAUGGGGAAAAAAAUAUUUUCAUAAUUUAUUACCUAAUUUAAUGUAUUUUGUGUAUAGGGCUACUGCAUGGGCUCAAUCUUAUAUCAUGUUCAAAUAAUUGCAAUCUUAUUUUGUUUAUAUAUAUUCUAAUAAAUUAUUACAAAAAUCAGUGAUGGCCUCCGUUCAUGAAUGUUUUUGUGUGUGCAGAGUGAGAACAUUUCUACUCGUGUACUAAUAAAUAAAUCCCUCUGUUGCUAACAAAUACAGUAGCACUAAAAGAACCGCAAGUAUAUCGUAGCUGUAUUCAAUCCAUAUGACAAUAAUUUCUCGUGAUUUUCCAACUCGUUUUAGAACCAGAACAGGAGCAUUUAAUCCGCGUUGCAGGCAAAUUCAAAUGUUAAUAACCAAAACAGCAGCAGCCAGAAUAACCUUGAUUAUUAUUAAACAAAAGCGGCACGGUGAAGCAGCUGGUAAAGCGUUGAGCUCACAGUUUUGAGGACGCGGGUUCAAUCCCGCCUCCGCCUGUGCGGAGUUUGUAUGUUCUCCCCGUUUUCUCCGCGCCACAUACACGCAGUAUAGUGUAUAAACGCAAUGUAUACAAGUAAAAAUUACAACUUGAUGCUCUCUCUCGCUCUCUCUCCUAAUAUUACAACAUUUUGAACUUUUCUUAAAUCAAAUAUUUAAAAAAUGAACCGUAUCACAAUCUUUAGAUUCCAGGACGAUAUAAUUUUUUUCUGGUAAAAUUAGAAUUUUUCUUUCGUUAACUUUUUCCAUUAGAAACGUUUUCAUG
Messenger RNA from Syngnathoides biaculeatus (alligator pipefish), 4071 nucleotides. RefSeq names its product villin-like (gene vill). The record is from RefSeq and is a predicted model, not a curated record. Gene Ontology annotation, molecular function: actin filament binding; phosphatidylinositol-4,5-bisphosphate binding. The coding region runs from base 138 to 2717 and encodes 859 amino acids. NCBI's taxonomy places the organism in Eukaryota, Metazoa, Chordata, Actinopteri, Syngnathiformes, Syngnathidae. The transcript is spliced from 20 exons. Gene Ontology annotation, cellular component: actin cytoskeleton; cytoplasm. Gene Ontology annotation, biological process: actin polymerization or depolymerization; barbed-end actin filament capping; actin filament severing.